UGAGAUCCCUGCCGCCGCGAAUGGUCCGUUUCCAAGAAUCUCCAUCCAACCACCCGACCACCGAGGAAGGAGAGGAAGGUAUCAAAGGAGAGAACGACGAAAUGAGAGGAGGAGAAGAGAGAUGGGGGGAAGGAGAGAAGAGGAGAAUAAUAAUAGGGCGGGAAGGGACCGCCAAGGCUUCUUUGGAUGGAGUUACAAACUUGAAAGGUUCAACUUUGCUGGCAUCCCAGAUUCUGUGCAUUAGGACAGAGACCGAGGAUAGGAUUCUUCCCUCCCUGUGUCCUGGAAUCCUGUCUUCUCCCGCCGCUGGAGAUGCAAUGCCAGAGGAAAGCUGGGAUGCUAUGGAAUGGGGACCGCCGCCUUCCGAGGCCUUCCGACAGGUGACGAUCCGGCGCCACCCGGACAGAGGGUUUGGCUUUGUGGCCGGUGGCGAGAGGCCCGUGGUGGUGCGUUCAGUAGUGGCAGGCGGACCCUCGGAGGACAAACUCUUUCCCGGGGACCAGAUCUGGGUCAUCGGUGACGAAGACGUGAGUGAUGUUGCCCGGGAGAGAUUCAUCGAAAUUGUGAGAAGCGCCAAGGAGUCCGCUGUCUUCACCGUGCUGCAAACCCAUCAGUCGCCCAAGUCGGCCUUCAUCAGUGCUGCGAAGAAGGCCAAGCUGAGGUCCAACCCUGCCAAAGUGCGCUUCUCGGAGCCGGAGCCGCCUCUGCUUUUCCGCCCGCAGGAGAUGCUGAAGAAGGAAGCCCUCCUCCUCAUCCCCAACGUCCUGAAGGUUUUCCUCGAAAACGGGCAGGUCAAGUCCUUCACCUUUGACAGCCGCACCACCGUCAAGGAUGUGAUGGCAACCCUCCAGGAUCGCCUUUCCCUGCGGCGAAUUGAGCAUUUUUCCCUUGUCUUGGAAUACCGCAGCCCCGAGCGGAGCCACCAGUUUCUCCUCCUACAGGAGAAGCAGCCUUUGGCCCAUGUCGUUCAACGGACCCACUACCAAGGCAUGCGGUGCCUUUUUCGGGUCAGCUUCUACCCCAAAGACCCUGCUGAACUGUUGCGGCGAGACGCCGCCGCCUUCGAAUACCUCUACAUCCAGAGCCGCAACGAUGUCAUCCGGGAGCGGUUUGGUGCCGACCCCGAUCCGGAGUCGCUCCUGGUCCUGACGGCGCUCCACAUCUAUAUCACCGUCUCAGCCACCCGUCCCAGCCACAAGGUGGCGCUCAGAAACGUCGAGAAGGAAUGGGGUCUGGAGCCCUUCUUGCCUCCCUCUCUGUUGCCAGCUACCAAGGACAAGCUCCUGCGCCGGUCGCUCUCACAACAGCUGAAGGCGCACCAGCGGCGCGGCGCCCAGGUCUCCCCUACCCGGGCCAAGCUCCAGUACCUACGCCUCCUCGACCGGCUGCCCACCUUCUCCGGUGUCAUCUUCCAGACCGUUGGAUGGUAGGGUUUCCGGGUUCUGGACGGCCAGGACACGGCCCCCACCCUCCUGGUGGGCCCCCGCCAUGGCGUGAGUCACGUUAUCGACCUCCGCACCAACCUGACCACUGUCCUGUGCGAAUUCAGCCAGAUCAGCAGAGUCCAACUCUUCCGGGAGAACCCGGGUGUGGCAAGGGUGGAGACCGGCAUUGUGGAUGCAAAGCCGCUGGUGCUUCUGAUGGAGUGGCCAGAAGCCACCAAUUUUGCUGGCCUCAUUUCUGGUUACUGCCACCUACUGGCCGACUCCAGAAGGACGCUUUUCCCGGUCGCACCACCUCCCAUGACCAAGGCAGGCAGAGAGAAGGAGGCUGGGAACCGUAGUGCCUGCAGCAACCGCCGUGCUAUGCCACCGGAGCUGCCACGCCGCCGCCGCCCCGACCUCAACCAGAACCGGAUCUUUGGAGAUGGGGAAACGCGGCCCAGGACCAAGUCGGAUCCAGUGCUGAAACUCCCGGGUGCCGAGGGCGAGGGCUGCGGUGCCAGGCGCGCCCGAGCCCGCUCGGUGGACGGUCCCGGACGGAGCCUGGGCCGUGCUGGCCUGGACCUGACGGCGCUGCCACCGCCGGGCAGCGAGGGCGAUGAGGACGACCCCACCACCGCCCUGGCCAUCGCGGCACCGCCACCUGGCUUCGGAGACAAUAGCUCUGAUGAGGACGACACCCGGCGCCAGUGGGCGGCACCAAGUGAGGAUGCCGGGUGCCAGCUACCGGUGACCUUCGUCGAGGCGGUGGUGCCGGGGUCCCGGACGGUCCGGGAACGAGCCCAGGAUCUCGACGAGGCACUGGUGUCGACCCUGCAGGCCCUGGAAGCCCUGGCGGAGGCGGAGGAUGGACCACCGACGUCAGCCACGGGUCUCAUCGUCCUGGCCGCCCUCGACCCCGACUCCGGCCGUGACGCAGACGCUUCCCCCAACGCCACCUACUUCCUGGCGCAACGGGUCGACCCGGAUGGCUUCCUGGUCCAGAAGGACCUACCUUUCCGCUUGAGAGGCUGUGGGGCGCCCACUUGGCAGGCGAAGACUGGGAAGUCCUCACCAGCGUGGCUCGCUGAGGCCAAACCAAGUCCCAGUGCUCAGCCUUGCCCCUCGAACCCUGAACCAGAGUGUCCCCAGAAGGAGACAGAGAGCUGCCAGGUGCCGGCGGAUAGGAUCCGGAGAGAUACUAUGGUUCCCCCACCCCAGGAAGUGUCUGAUCUCGAACCCAAGGUGCCACACGGAGAGGAUCUGGAGGUCCCGGCGCAGCCGCGGGUGCCCCGGCCGGCGUUCCGCUUCCGGAAGCUCUUCUCAGCGACAUUCCCAGCACGGCUCAAACGGGAGACAGAUGAGCGCCGGACGCAACUCCGGAAAGUGAAGCAGUUUGAACUGGAGUUCCUGGAGCAACUCCUGAAGGGUCCGGCGCCGGGGGGCUGUGGUUGCCCACCUGGCACCAGCCCUGUGCCAACAGCGCCCAGUGUGUCGCGGUGGGACUGCAGAGGGAGAGAGAGUUGCCCACAGCGGGUCGCACAAGGAUUCCCGAGUCGACGGGUGCGCUCAGCCAGCCCAGAGCCGAGAGAUGUGGAAAAGAGCGCCUCCUGCCUGGGGACCGAGUGCGUGGUGGCAGCAGCACCACGCUACGAGAAGCUGCAGCGCCGCGCCAGCGGGGAAGGGGCCGUUCCAGAAGAGGGUGAUCCAGCGCCGCGUUUCCCGGAUGACGUGUGCCCACGGCAACUGGGGCCGGGUGGAGAGGGCUGCUGCUCAGUGCGCUCCUGUUUCUCAGCGCGGGGAGGUGACGACGAAGCCGAUGAGCUGUGCUACUCGGUGCCGCCAAUGCCGGAUGCAGCAGCCCGGACACAGGAGAUUGACCUGCGGGCAGCAUCGGGCCUCGACCGCAUCCGGGAACUGUGCGGGCGGGAGUACGCCUUCCCCGGUGGGUUCUCGGCGGUGAGGCUCGACGCUGAACGGCUGCUAGACGCCCUGCGGCAAUGUGCAGCAGCGGCAGGGAAUGGGGCGUCGGUGCCAGAUGAGGGCCGGCGGGAGCUGGCACUGGCUUUCCGGGAACUGAGGGCCGCCUGCCGGCGGGUGGCAGGCGCUGAAAAGAGCCCGGCACGGCUGCUGCCAGCCGUCGCCGGGAGCUUCCGGGUGCUGGCGCGGUUGGCGGAGACGGCAGCGGUGGUGGGCAAAGAGGCACGGCGGCGGGCACUGCUGGCUCAGGUGGAGGAGGUGGCGAGGAACUACACCGCCCUGGCAAGGGCGGCGGAGGAGUCAGCAGCCAGGCAGGCGGGCGAGGAGCCAGUGCGCCCAUUGACAGCACCGGCGGCAAAGUGAGGCUUGCUGAGAGGACGUUCAGGGAAGUGUGACGAGGCGGCUGUUUUGCGGGGAAGGCGGAGGGCGGCAAUUUUCUCGCAGAGGGCUGAAGUGCCCUGGGCUCCAUUGGCAGGAGCCCGGUCAUGUAGUCCAACUCCUCGGCUCUGAAAGCUGGGAUGCGGUUGGGUGACCCCACCCACUGCAAGAAUUGGCACAGGACCGUCCAGUGGAGAGAGGGAGGAAAGAAGGAAGGGAGGACAGAGGAAGGGAGGAAGGAAAUGGGGUAGGAGGGAGGGACAAAGGAAGGA
This is a messenger RNA of Podarcis muralis (Common wall lizard), 4051 nucleotides long. The record is from RefSeq and is a predicted model, not a curated record. NCBI's taxonomy places the organism in Eukaryota, Metazoa, Chordata, Lepidosauria, Squamata, Lacertidae.